This is a messenger RNA of Schistosoma guineensis, 2994 nucleotides long. NCBI's taxonomy places the organism in Eukaryota, Metazoa, Platyhelminthes, Trematoda, Strigeidida, Schistosomatidae. The record is from the annotation of a GenBank genome assembly.
AUGGCUAAAAUUUCCAACCGUAAACUACCAAAAAAUGUCCAUUCAUCUCUUGAGUGGAAUUUUCAGAAUAACGAUCCAAACUCUUCCAGCGAUUCAUGUUGGUCUUGGUCGGAUGUCUAUAGAUAUCAAAGAAACAACAAUGCUCAAGACAACCGUGUUAAAGUCGUAGUGUCUGUGGAACAAACUUUGUAUGAUGUCGCUGAACUGCUUGAAAGGAGACUAGGGAUUUGUCUUUCUGGCUGCCAGUUUUAUCUUCAAGAUCGAAUCAAGCUUCGUGGGGAAUCGCCCCUGGUUGAACAUUGUGUUGAAAUAUCCGGUUUAGUUCAGCUAUUACUUGAGGUAAAAACAGCACAUGCAGGCUAUCCAUUUCGACUCAAUGUUGUCGAUAUUCAAAUCCCAGAAUCGGUUGAUCAUCAUGGACCUAACUCUACUAUACCAACCGAAAAAAGCAAACGUCCUGGUAUCGCAAAAGGACCAGGACAACAGAUAUCCAGUGUAAAUUCGGUAAAAAACGAGGAAUCAAGGAAUGAUAGUGCUCUUUCCAGUUCUAACAGACCAAUAAGUCCAAAACCCGAAUGUAUAUCCCCUCUCACUGUUGCCGCAGCUGUGGCAGCGGCAGCUGAUAUUGCAUCAGGAGGGUCUGGCUUAUUGGAAUCACAGCCUUCUCUCAAUGAAAACGGUAUGGUCUCAGAUGAAUCUGUUAUUCCAGAAGCAUGCAAUAUUCUUGAUAUACACUCAUCGCAAAAUCCUUAUUUAGGAUCCCAGUUGGAACCUGGUGGAAUUCCUGGAGCUUACGACUUGGAAAGCUUAUCAAGAUGGGUUCCUGAUGGUCACUAUCGACGUUUAAUGGAAAUGAAUGAUAUUCCACGUGAUCCUAUUGAGUGGAAUUCGACACAGGUUAUUAUGUGGAUAAAUUGGGCUUGCAAACAAUUUAGGAUUGAAGGCCUAAAAGGCGAAAAGUUGUUCAACAUGCCUGGGUCUAGCAUGUUUGUUCUAACACCAGAUGAUUGGCGACGUUUAGUUCCCAACGCCAACGUUAACUUCUUAACUCACUUAGAGCUACUUAAACGGUGUCGAAAUGUUUGUGUUCCUUAUUGUCCACAACCCCCACAACAGAGCGCAACCCAAUCCCAAAAAUUGUACAGACAAAUGUCACGAUCCCGCUUUCGUAGCUCUAGAAAUUUGACGGAAACGAAUUCUAGUAGGAGUUUUGGUGGAAGUAUUGUAUUUGCGCCGUCGUACUCGGGAGCCUUAAAUUCCUACGAUAUGAAUAAUUCUAACCCACGAAUGAUGUGUUCAAAACCAGUGUUUUUGUCAUGUAAUGAUUCAAAUAGUCACGUUCCAACAUCCAGUACAGUUACAUUAAUGAACGAAACGACUGCUAAUCAGAACUCAUCCAACUACAUAAAUAACGGGGUAUGCGAGUCGUCUUCAGGUGGUGGUCAGUUAAUUCAUGGUGCAUUUUUAUUAGCUCAAAAUGGUAACACUCUUCAACAAGGAAUUUCUAAUUCUCAAUCAUCUGCAGCUGGUCAAGUUCAACUGUGGCAGUUUUUACUUGAACUACUUACAGAUUGGAGAUACCGUGAAGCUAUACACUGGAUUAGCGAUGAUGGUGAAUUUAAAUUAAGUAAUCCUGAACAAGUAGCUGCAAUGUGGGGUCAUCGAAAAAACAAACCUGCUAUGAAUUACGAGAAGUUAUCUCGAGCAUUACGAUAUUAUUAUGAUGGUGAUAUGAUUUCAAAGGUUCAUGGAAAACGUUUCGUUUACAAAUUCAUUUGUGAUUUAAAGACUCUACUUGGUUUUUCAGCUGGCGAGCUAUAUAUGUUAGUGAAAAAUUGUGCUGAAAGGCAUUCACAUCGAGGGAAAAAGCGGCGUUUGACUACAGGGUCUACAUACUCUCCAGUAAACAGUCAUACACUGUCUACAUUUCCUAUAGACGAUAGGACUGUGUUCCCAAUACCCGCAGAACAUCCUCGUCCAAUUAAUUUUUUAAACCGGUCUGUACAGCGCAAUGUGACCCCUGGUUACUGCCUCGAUAUCGUCACACCUUCAGAUCCCCUUUCUUAUAAUGUUCCGUUCUCACCCACAUACCGUAUUAGACAACCGGUCAAAUCGGAAAAUGGAGUAAACAGUAAUACACUAGAACAACACUCUAGUAGUUCAUUAGUCCGUCAGUCAUUCCAGCGAAAAAGAUUUUUGGGUUUACAGCCAACUACCGUAAAUACUGACAAUAUUGUUUUUGAAGAUGACUCUAUUCAUAAUAAUGCUUCUGACUCUGAGCAUCAUGAAAACGAUCGAUCACGUGCCCCCACCAGUCCUUGGAGGCUGCGACGACGCUGGUGGGCUCGCAAUCCUUUGUCUGGUGUUUCACCACUUGGCUCUCCUCCUUACUCAUCUCCUUCAUACACUGAACGCUUAUCUUCUGAUUCUGCUCGACAACGAGACGAUGUUUCUGAUCGCUUCAACGGUUCAUGCUCAUCGAUAGCUGGUGCAAGUUCUCAGUUCAGCCAUUCACAGUUCACAGUUGACGAGGACUGGGUUGCCGCCGCAGCGUUAACGGAGGAUAUGGCAAAUGAAUCGUCCAUGAAUUCCUCCACUUCGGUCAAUAGUUCAUUUCGAUCUAAUGGAAUUUCUCUUCCCCAACCUCCCACUCCCAAUACUACUGUAACUGGCUUUGAUGAAGGAGAGAUAGCUUCCGCCGCUGCUUCAUUAUUCAGUCAAUCAAGCCAAUCAGAACCUCCCUUAGUAGUGGAUCAAACGAAUACCGUUCCCAAAAAGAGAACGCUAUCUUCUAACUUAUCUGAUUAUCGCUGUGAAACGAAAGAGGUUAGAGAUGAUUCUCUUAUCGAAGAUACCGUAUACGGUUCUCGGUUAAGUCAUUUAGGUAGUACCAAGUAUAUCUCUAAUAACCGGUCAUCUAUGCGUAAUUAUGGUCCUGUUUUAUUAUCUAGUUAUAGUCAAGGCAUAGAUAUCGAUGCCUUUUUAGCUCAUUGA